This is a messenger RNA of Budorcas taxicolor (takin), 768 nucleotides long. It is a transcript of the gene SH3BGRL3, whose product is annotated as SH3 domain binding glutamate rich protein like 3. The transcript has 3 exons. The record is from RefSeq and is a predicted model, not a curated record. Lineage: Eukaryota; Metazoa; Chordata; Mammalia; Artiodactyla; Bovidae. Gene Ontology annotation, cellular component: cytoplasm. The coding region runs from base 100 to 381 and encodes 93 amino acids.
GAAGGAAACCGCUCCCGAACGCGGCGGCCUCGUCUCUAGGCCGUGCAGCUGCUGCCACCGCCGUCUGUCUGCCUGUCCUCCUGUCGGUCCACCCGCAGCAUGAGUGGCCUGCGCGUCUACAGCACGUCGGUCACCGGCUCCCGCGAAAUCAAGUCCCAGCAGAGUGAGGUGACCCGCAUCCUGGAUGGGAAGCGCAUCCAGUACCAGCUAGUGGACAUCUCCCAAGACAACGCCCUGCGGGACGAGAUGCGAGCCUUGGCCGGCAACCCUAAGGCCACCCCACCCCAGAUUGUCAACGGGGACCAGUACUGUGGGGACUAUGAGCUCUUCGUGGAGGCUGUGGAACAAAACACACUGCAGGAGUUCCUGAAACUGGCCUGAGCCAAGUCACCCCCCUGGACUUCGUCAUCACAUUCCCCGCCCCCAGCGAUCACCCCGCCAUGAAGGACCUUGUGACCAACUCCCUGUUAUUCCUAACCUUCUGAACGGGGAGCCCCUCCCCUCAACCCAAGACCCCUUCUCCUCCCCUAACUGUAAGCCCCCUCUUCUCCAUUCAGCAGCAACAUUCCUCACCCACCGGUCUCAGAAAUUGUCUUAAGCAACAGCCCAAGUGCUGGUUGUCCUCAGCUCGGUCCUGAGGCUGCCACCCUGCCUGGCACUGGCUGAUGGGCACCUUUGUUGAUUCCAUUAGCCAAGGCUCUGCCAAAGGCCCCGCAAUCCCCGUCCGGGAGCACCGCAGAAACAAUUAAAUGUUCCAUUCCAUUGGCA